AUGAUAUGCAUUGUCAGUGGAUUCCUGUUGACUCUUCAACUCAUUUCUCUGCAAAUUCUGUUAAGAAAAGGUCACGUCGAAGAGAAGACUUCGUGGAAUCUGUUGGAUGUGGUGACACUGAACGCCAAUCGCAACUCAAUCCCGUUGUUUCUGAUCGACAGCGAAGUGUUGAGUAAUAUCUCGGCCAAGAAUGCAAAGAGUGGUGACUCUGGAGGUGACACUUCCUCUGGAGGUGACACUUCCUAUUGCAAUGUGUUGUGUUCGGGCCGUAAGAUCACACAUUUGGCCACUUUUGGUCAGUUUGCCACUCAGUUACUCAUCACCCGAUUCGUGACUGCAGUCAAGGCUAAGGGCUUCACAGUCUUGAAGUUGGAAGAGUUGGACCCGACUCUAGUCCACUACGAACUCGAGGUCUCGAUUCCCACGCAUUUGAUUGUCAUCGACGAGAAUCUACACAUCGAUAAGAUGUCUCAUGUCAUACAUAUCGUCAUAUUCUACGAACGCAUCCAAUCGACCCAUUGGUGGCACGGAUUGCUUGCACUCAAUGAUCAUCACAAGAGAUUACUUCAUCGACAAGGACUCAGAAAAUCUGAUUUCAAAGUUUCGCAUUCGAGUGCCAUAUAUGACAAAGUGGAGAUAAUGCGGACGACAAUCGAUGGACUGGUCUUGCAUUUGCCGAAACCCUUCACUCCAUUCAUUCAAAAGCCCGAAGACGUGGAGUUCGUUGAGUGUAACAAAAGUCGUGCCAAUGUUUUCCACGCGAAAUACGGUCGCGAAGAGGACGAGGAGUCCAACAAAUUUCGCACAAAAGCCACUCUUUUGUUGGCAAAAGUUAAACACAUUUUGGAUGAGCUCUCGAUUCCCUUUUGCAAGGAUGUUGACAUCGGAAUUUGGAUAGAAGACUAUAAGCCGGAACUCAUUGACGCCUUUUCUGUGAACGAUUUGCCACUAAUUCAUAGAUUCGGCAAAAUUGGAGACAGUUUUGAGCUGUCAUUCCUCGACAGAGACAUGAAAUUAGACAUAUUCUUCUUCUAUAGGGAACAGUCGUAUGUCUGGAACGGUGGCACUCAGGCUAAGAGCGGCAAUAAAUACAAAUACAUUUUCCCGAUAUUUACUCUCUGUUGGACUGAAUUCGUUGAACUCAAGGUUCGCAUCCCGUGCCAGACAUUGGCCUACAUUGAGGCCAAUUACGGACACAAUUGGUUCGAACCGGUGAAGCAGUGGGACUGGAAGUCUAGUCCAUCCAAUGUCGAGCCUAACGGUCAGUGGCCGCCAGAC
This is a messenger RNA of Oppiella nova, 1278 nucleotides long. NCBI's taxonomy places the organism in Eukaryota, Metazoa, Arthropoda, Arachnida, Sarcoptiformes, Oppiidae. The record is from the annotation of a GenBank genome assembly.